Molecule: messenger RNA, 2346 nt
Organism: Exophiala spinifera
Lineage: Eukaryota; Fungi; Ascomycota; Eurotiomycetes; Chaetothyriales; Herpotrichiellaceae
Exons: 3
Coding region: 1-2346 (781 amino acids)
Molecular function (GO): protein binding
Source: RefSeq, a predicted model, not a curated record
AUGGCCGAUUGGGCGAGACUGCCGGCGUCGACUCUGGGAAUGGUCAAAUCCACAAACAAGUCGUUGCUCAAGAUCUUGGAGACGGAUGAUCAGCUGUUGGAGUCGGUCCAAGUUCGAUUCUUGGGCAUGAUUCGAGACUUGAGAGAAAGCAAUCGGCGACUCGAGGUGACAUGCUUCUUUGAGGAGCUCCCGCUCCCAGUGGUGGGGAAGGUCGUGUCGAAGGAGUCGGCCACAUUUGCUGGAUACAAUCCGAUCGGUAUUCACGCCAACCAUAGCAACAUGGUUAAGUUUGCCUCUCUAAACGAGACGGGUUUUAAGAGAGUGUUGGGGGAGCUCACGCGAUGGGAGACAGAGUUGCGUGGGUCUAUACCGACUGACCUAAGCCCUUCGGCAGUAUCGGGACAACCGUCACCUCGCAAAACGAUAUUUGCGGUACCGUUUGAAGCCGACCCUCACUUCAUCCCCAGAGAAUCCAUCUCAUCGGCUAUUGAUAAGCAGCUUGAGCGACAUCAGCGGGCGGUGUUAUGUGGAAUGGGUGGGGUUGGAAAAUCACAAAUUGCCAUUGCGUAUGCGUACCAGUACCGCCAAAGGUAUCCACGCAGACACGUUUUCUGGAUGUAUGCGGCCACGAGAAGUCGGUUUGCACAGGCCUGCAUGCAAAUGGCACGACGGUUGAAACUACCCGGAUGCGACGACCCCAAGACGGAUGCGUGCGAGCUGGUGGCGGCGUGGCUGGCCGAUGAGGACAACGGAUCCUGGCUUCUGAUUGUUGACAAUGUGGAUGAUGCCAAUCUCGCGCUAGGUGUCAUACCUACCGGUGAUCUCGACGGUGACAAUGAUGACGACGAGGAGGCCUCGGUGAAGCCACUGAUCGAUUAUUUACCUCGCACUCUGGAUCCGUCAAGACGGCUCCUGAUCACAACGCGAAAUAAGGAUGUAGCGGAUGGCCUCGGACAGAUCGCGUCACCCAUCCCUGUGGGACCUUUCUCGUUACCAGAAGCGCGAUUGCUACUGCAGGAAAAGGUCAGGCAAGAGAGCGCCCGGCCUUCCGAGGAGACUGUAGACGAGCUGCUCACAUCGCUCGCGUACAUCCCGCUGGCGAUUACGCAAGCGGCGGCCUUCAUCAACCGGAAUGUGAUGACCAUUGCGGACUAUCUGAACCUGUUUCAGAGUAGCGAAUCGGAACGGAUGAAGCAGUUGAGUGUCGAACUGCAGGAUCCUCGCCGCGAGCGGGGAUUUUCGAGUUCAGUUUUUCGCACGUGGAGGCUGUCCUUCGACCAGAUGCGACAACGCGAUCCAGCUGCUGCCAAACUUCUAGCAUUCCUGGCAUUUUUGGAAGGGCAGGCUAUUCCGUUAACAUUGGUGCAAUAUACGGAGAGUGUGGAAGCCGACUGGCGCCAGGCAUUGGGUACUGUGGCCGGAUACUCGUUGGUGGUGUCAGCGGCGGACAAGACGAUCUCGAUCCACCCUCUCGUGCAGGAAUCGGUGCGAUAUUGGUUACAGCAGCAGGGGGAGAAGGAUGCGAGUGUGGAGCAAGCGGUUGUGGUACUAGCAGCCAGCUUUCCCACCGGAGAGUAUAACAACUGGCCGGUGUGCGAGACUCUGCUCCCUCACGCGCAGUCCGCAUUGCGUUACCAAGGGACAGGUAUCCUCACGAGUGAAAGCCGAGGAUAUCUCCAAUAUCAUGUUUCGUGGUUUCUAUGGUUGUCUGGGCAGUAUAUCGGGGCAUUGGAACAUGUCUCGGAGUCUUACAAUAUUCGCGUGGCGCUGUAUGGAGACGAAAAGUCUGAAUCUCUCGAAAGUCUAGAGUUAAUGGCAACUGUGUUGCAUUACCAAGGCAAGUACGAGGAUGCGGAGGCGAUGAUCCGACGAGUGCUGGCGGGAAGGGAGAGGGAGCUGGGCGAGAAUCAUCCCUUCACGUUGACGAGCGUGAGUAACCUGGCAGAGGUGCUACGAAGCCGAGGGAAGUACGAGGAGGCGGAGGCGAUGAGUCGACGAGCGCUGGCGGGACAUGAGAAGGGACUAGGGGCCGAUCAUCCCGAUACAUUGAUGAGCGUGAGUAAUCUAGCUGUGGUGCUGCGAAAUCAAGGAAAGUACGAGGAGGCGGAGGCGAUGAAUCGAUGGGCGCUGGCAAGGAGAGAGAAGGAGCUGGGGGUGGAUCAUCCCUCCACAUUGACGAGCGUCUACAAUCUGGCUCAUCUACUCGAUGCCAGACAAGAUUUCCAGCAGGCCUUGGUUCUGUAUCAACGUGCGGCGUCAGGCUACGAAGAUGUCUUAGGCGCAGAUCAUCCCACAACAAAGGCUUGUCGAGCAGAUCUAUCGUCGCUGUUGAGGAGGAUGGGGUGA